AUGCCAUCAACCAGUGUGCCCGAGGCCGCCCCGCUAGCCGACUACUUCUGGAUAGCCGGCGUGGACGGAUCUGAGGUCCUGGACACCUAUCGCCGUCUCGGUGAUGACUACCGCAUCAACGGCGCUGCUUCCCCCGGUCCCGCCUUCACAGAUGCCAUUCAGGAAGAUGCCGACGCAGAAGAAGAACACAUGCCCCCCGGCACCUCGCGGCCCAGCUCCACGCUGUUUACCGGGAACAGCACCGGUCGUCGCGGGUCGUCGCAACGUCUUUCCACACUGUCCCGCGACUCCGAAGGCCACGCCAAUGGCACCGCCAGCAACCGGAGCAGUAUGACUGUCAAAGGGGGCUCGUCGCCUGCGCGCGGCUCGACUCUCUUCGACGGAGAUUUUGAUUUCGAUCAGGCGCUAGUAAAGUUUGCUUCGGAGCGAGAUACCUUCUUGACGGAUUUGAGUCUUAGUGCGGGCGCCAUUACCAAUAAUUCCCGCCCGCGAUCGCGCGUACGUACCCAGAAGAUUGUUGCGGAGGAUUCGCCAUCUCAAGGGUCGAAUCUGCUUCGUUCGGGCAUUGGAAGUGUUCGCCGUCAUAUGGCCUUUCGCGAUAUGAAUAGUAUGAAGAGACAGCCGUCAAUUGCGCGACACGCUUCGGUGCGCACCUCGCGACGACUCAGUAACUACAACUCGGUCAUCCCCGUUCCCCAACCACUCGAAAUCUCACCUACAAUGCACCCGUUGAAACGCCGCUUCGAACCCGUCCUGCUCGACCGAUACCCCACCCGAGGAAUGACCGAUGAAUUAAAGCAGCGCGGAAACUUCCCGGACUAUGUCCCCAUGUUUGCGUUCCCCAACGAUAUCAACAUUGUUUCCUCCGAUCAACGGCCGCGUUCGACUUGGCACGGGUUCGCCAUGACAACAGAGAAUGGCUCGAAGCUGCACGCUAUCUGUGUGAUAAUUUGGAUUCCGUUGAACUCGCAAGCUGCGGACGAAUUAGAAAGGCGCUGUGAGGAAUGGCGGAAGGAUAACAUGACGGACGAGGAACGGGAGCUGGCUGCGAGUCUGGGCGAGCGACUUGCACAGGAGCGGGCCAAGCUCUCUCAACUUCUGGCUCAGCUACCGAACGUGCCAUCAGGAUCCGAAUCUCGAGAACAGCUGGAGGACGAGAUCAGCGCGGUAGAGGAGAAGAUCGGACUGAUGAAUGAUCUUCUGCGACCGGUCCGUCAUGGUGCAGCCUCAAAGAUCGAGGGUCUUACGGAUGGUGACACCGGCUUUUGGAUCCCCCGCGCUUACGGCAUUCUGGGUCGCGAAGCCAACAUGACCAGCUUCUGGAAGGAGUGGUUGAAGGCGAUCGUGGUGCCUAUGACAGAAGGUGGCAUCCAGCGCGUACCGCCGAGCUCGCCUCGAAUGGGCGUGUGGCAGCCGAUAGAGCGCUAUGUCAUGAACCUUUGCACGGAGGCAUUCUGUCCCGUUUCUUCCAAAACUCAGGUUGAACUCGCAAUUCGUGAGCUGCGGCUGUUCGCCCGACAGGAGGCGUCCAAUGAGCUGCCCGGCUCCCGAAACACCGAUCUCUAUGCCUUGUUCCGCGCUCUUUCCGUGCCUAAUAUCAUUAUCCUCUUCGAGUACGCCUUGACCGAGUCGCGCAUUAUUUUCCUGUCGUCACACACCUCGAUGCUUUACCUUGCGACGAGAGCCCUGGUCGAUCUUCUGUUCCCCAUCCAGUGGACCGGUGUUUUGAUCCCCGUUCUACCCGCUCGCUUGGUUCAAGCUAUCGAGGCACCUUGCCCUUAUAUCGUGGGUAUCGAGCGUCGCUACGAGAAGGUGGAAUUGCCGACAGACGACUUCGUACUUGUGGACCUGGAUAAUGACAUGAUCGAAAGUACCUUGCAACCAACCCCUCUCCCACGACACCAGCGCCGGAAGCUCUUGUCGCUCUUGCAAAUGGCAGCUCCUCACCACAGCCGCUGUGGGGUUCCAACCGGGCCUCCAGCGUAUGCGAUUGAGACGUACCCAUGGGACACAUUCUUGUCAGAGAACAGUGCUACGUAUUCCUCCAAGGCAGCACCCACUAAUCUUGCCAAGUAUGUCGGUCUGAAUUCGAAUGCGUUCGGUUCAACCGCCGUCGUCCCCAAUUCCUACCAACCCCCGAUCUUCAACGCCUUCCUGCAUGCCCGUCAUGAGCAGGUCUCUUCCCGGCAGGAGCUUCUCCUCCUUCUCCUGAGAGAGAGCUCCCCCACUUCUGGCCAUUUCCCUCCGCCUCCGCCCACUCCUUCUUCGCGAAAUGAUUCCGGUAUGGCUCUUCAGGCUUCGCUACGCGAGAAACGAUCCGGCCACUUCGAUUCCGCAUCCCGGAGAAGCUCAUCGUUCGGUAUGACCCGCCGUCCCAGUGCGCCAUUCCUCGGCCACGCAUCUAACCUGUCGGUCACCACCCUCAACACCGAUCAUGGAGGAUCAACCUAUGCCCCAUCCGUGUAUGCCCAGUCAACAAUUGCCGCCUCGACUAUUGUGCCACAAGCUUCCGCACAGUAUGUCAGCACUACCGAGGGAACUUGCUGGGUUGAAGGACACUAUUUCCAAACACAGCCAUGGGAUGACAAGUUGACGUGUGCCAUCUGUGAUGACCGGGCUGAAGAGGGCAUGUACAAGUGCUCAUCGUGCAAACUGACUGUUCACAACCGGUGUGCGUCCCAAGUUUGCCUGGUCUGCGAUGCAGCCUUCCACCCUGAUCAGAUCCGUGCUGCCUUUGUCAGAUGCUUCGCCAGUUUGCUCUACACAUACAAGAAGUUCCUUACCCCAGCCACCGGCGACAAGAAGAAAGCAGGUCUUUACUAUUCCUUUAACAUGGAGGCAUUCAUGAAGAGUUUGCCGCAUGAUCACGCCGAAUACGUUGCCCACCUAUCCCAGACGCAAGGAUUCAUGGAGUUCAUUAGUGAACGUGAACGAACGAGCCCCAAAGCCAAGGACUCCAAGAUGGCACUGUUUGACGAGAUCGUCCUCUCAAAGCGGAACCGUGGCAGAACAUCCAUUUUCUCCGGUCGAUCCACAACGGACUUUUUGUCAGAUACCUCGAACCACCUGUGGCGAACCGCCAGCGCAACGUUCUUCGCCCCAAGCAGUCGCAGCCAGAACAACCUCGCCAGUGACUACAGUCGGGUAGCCCAAAGAGCGCCGGCGAAAUUAGACACAAGCCUGAUGACAGAACCCCGCAUGAUUCACGGAGCGCCUCGGGUGUCCAAGACGGCAAAUACUGCCCGAAGGAAGCCGCUGCCCAAGCUCAUGAAUGGUCUGGCGAUCUCUCCGCCGAGUUAA
Messenger RNA from Penicillium cosmopolitanum, 3300 nucleotides. Its product is annotated as dDENN domain protein. Gene Ontology annotation, biological process: regulation of Rab protein signal transduction. The transcript has 5 exons. Gene Ontology annotation, cellular component: cytoplasmic vesicle. The coding region runs from base 1 to 3300 and encodes 1099 amino acids. NCBI's taxonomy places the organism in Eukaryota, Fungi, Ascomycota, Eurotiomycetes, Eurotiales, Aspergillaceae. The record is from RefSeq and is a predicted model, not a curated record.